Molecule: messenger RNA, 1919 nt
Organism: Mangifera indica (mango)
Lineage: Eukaryota; Viridiplantae; Streptophyta; Magnoliopsida; Sapindales; Anacardiaceae
Product: basic leucine zipper 61-like
Exons: 4
Coding region: 411-1406 (331 amino acids)
Biological process (GO): positive regulation of DNA-templated transcription
Cellular component (GO): nucleus
Molecular function (GO): DNA binding; DNA-binding transcription factor activity
Source: RefSeq, a predicted model, not a curated record
GUGUAAAGUAUAAGUUAUGAGAAGGAGAGGGUCAUAUCGGCACGUGGUGGCUGAUUCCUCCGGUUAUUAAACCGUCGAGUCCCCAACCCCUCCCCCAGUUGUUGCAAGCUGUCCCUAAUCGGCCCCCCCAUGUGACCCACCAAACCCUCUCUCUCUUGCCGUUCUAAUAUUUUACAUAAUCUAAAUCAUGCAAAGAAUCUACGCUGUUUUUACUCAUAUAAUUUCAUAUCUAUCUCCUUCUUCUUCCUGCUUUAUAUGCCCUCAAAUCUGCGCUUCAGAGUGUUUUUCGGACUCCCAAGAUUUUGUUUUGAGGCAUUGUUGGGUUGCGUUAGUCUCUGAGUGUCAACCAGUUUCUCUUUUUCUUUAUUUAUCUCUUUGCCAAUUGUUCUUCAGCCUACUUUUAGUGGGGAAUGGCGCAAUUGCCUCCUAAACCCCAUAAUUGGACUUCUUUUCCUCACCAAAGAUUGCCUUCAACCUCCUCUUUUAUGUCUAACAGCCAUCACUCUAAUCAUCCUCUCGCUAACAUUGCCACUAUGACGUUAAAUACUAGCCAAAACAGCAAUCAACCCUCGUGGGUUGAUGAGUUUCUGGACUUCUCCUCCGUCCGCCGCGGCGCCCACCGUCGAUCCAUAAGCGACUCCGUUGCUUUCCUCGACCCCCCGUUGGUCGAAGAAUGCAGAAAUUCUAAUAAUGUCAUGAACAACAUGCCUGAAACCAACUGCUUCGAUCGUCUUGAUGAUGAGCAACUCAUGUCUAUGUUCUCUGACGAUAUAGCAACUAAUGUUCCCCCCACUGCCUCCUCCUCUAAUCCCUCCACGCCUUCCGAUGAAAACAGCAACAAUGAAGAGAAAACAACACAAAUAGAUCAGCAACAGCAGCCCAAGGACGAGCCUAGAGAGGUGGAGAGCUCUUGCAAAACUGAACAGCAACCAACUCAACCUCCUCCCACCUCUAACGGUGACACCAUCAUCGAUCCAAAGCGAGUCAAGAGAAUUCUGGCAAAUCGUCAAUCAGCUCAGAGAUCAAGAGUGAGAAAGUUGCAAUAUAUUUCAGAGCUUGAAAGAAGCGUGACAACAUUGCAGACCGAAGUAUCGGCAUUGUCCCCAAGAGUUGCAUUUUUGGAUCAUCAAAGGUUGAUUCUGAAUGUCGACAACAGUACCUUGAAGCAGCGGAUUGCAGCUUUGGCUCAAGACAAGAUCUUCAAAGAUGCUCAUCAGGCGGCUCUUAAGAAAGAAAUAGAGAGACUAAGGCAAGUUUAUCAUCAACAAAACCUCAAGAAAAUGAACAACAACAACAGCACCAACACCAACACCAACAAUGCUGCAAUGCCGCCACCGCAACAACAACCACCGUCACAGCAGCCGCAGCCGGUGAACACUGACGCCAUGGCGUGUACGAACAAUUAAUGGUCCCAAAAAUGUCGAAAAAAAAAAAAGGAAAAAGGCUGUGGUGCAUAUUCCGCUAGCUGGGCUUUCACGUGAUGUGUUCCCAGUUGUUUUAUCUUUUCAUUAUUGUUUAUUAUUACGUGGGGUCUAUGUAAGAUGAAGAUUAGAGAGGGGACACGUGGAGUUCUGAGUUAGAGCUGUGACGGUAGUUUUGUAACAGUGUUCUGUUUGCUUUUUUUGGGGAGGGGAAAAAUGGUGGGAUUUUUUUUUAAAUUUAUUAAUUUACUGAUUAAUAUGAUUUAUUAUUAUUAUUUUUUUUGUGGGGGAGGGAAGUAAAAUUGUGAUGGAUUUUGGAUGUGAAAAGAAAGGGUGAUUUUUGUUGCAUCCAUUUUCUGCUGUUUAAAUUUCUUUUGUGCUUACUGUGUUGAAUGGCAUUUUGAUAUUUGAUUCUUUGGAAAAAUUGUAUAGAUGUUGGCAAAUAUUAUUGGAAUUCAUUUCCAGUUUGGUCUAAAAAGUUCAUUUGUUUGGUCCAAA